AUGAGUUCAGGUGAGAAAUGCUACGAACUUUACAAAAUUUCGGAAAGCUCCCCCGAAUUCGACGCCUACUUGACACGGGUGCAGUCAUUGGCCUUGUGGUACAUCGAUGCAGCUCAAUACACAGACAACAGUGAUCCAUUGUGGUUUCAUUACUUCUUAUUGGAGUCACGAGCACAUGAAGCUGGAGACGGGUCCCGUGCAUACUCUCUUGCUGGAUAUGCUUCAUUGUAUAGGUUUUAUGCACAUCCGGAUAGAGUGAGACCUCGUAUAGCGCAAAUCAUGCUUCUUCCUCCUUACAGGAAAAGUGGACUGGGUGCAAAACUGCUGGACGCUAUCUACAAAGAUCUGUGCUCAAUGAAAGAGGUGCUAGACGUGACAGCUGAGGAUCCUGCUGAUAACUUCGUUUAUCUACGAGACUACGUCGACUGUAUAAAUUGCUCAAAACUUCCUGAGUUCGAUCCGUGUAACCUUAAAAAGGGAUUCACUGAGGAAAUGCGACUAGCUGCAUUAAAUAAGCUGAAAAUAACCAAGCGUCAGUCACGUCGAGUUUAUGAAAUUUUACGCCUCAAAUGCACGAAUAUGAAGGAUGCUGUAGAAGCGAAGGAGUAUAGAUUGGAUGUGAAGAGAAGGUUUGUUGAAGUUUAUGUCUUGACGGUCAAAUUCCGUGGAAGUAGGAUCACUGGAUUUUGUAGACUCGAGGCCCCCAUGAGAAGAAAUGAACGAGACUGGAAAAAGAUACAGCGUGCUCUUGAUGACAAUGAAUAUGCUCAGUGUAUUGCUAUCUAUCAAAGGGGUUCAGUGAGAAUCGUAAAAUUUGCGUUUUGGAGGAGAAUGGACGAGUUCUCAUUCCCCUUCCCUCCCUACAACAUUCAACUCGACCUUAUGAGAGAAAUAAAGGAGUGCAUUGAGAAGCAGCAGGUUGGAAUUUUCGAAUCUCCUACAGGAACAGGUAAAUCGUUGAGUGUCCUCUGUGCAACAAUGACCUGGCUAGAAGAGUUUGAGAAGAGAACUGAAGAAGAGUUAGAGAAGGAAUCGCGCCUCACGGAGGAGGUUAGCGAUGAUGGAGACUGGAUUUCGGCUCACAAGAAAAAGCUGGAAAUAAUGAAGAUCAAGGAUGAAGCGUAUGAGAAACUGAAAGUGCUGGAGAAGGUCAAGGAAAAGAUAUACCAAGCAAGAGCCGGUGUCAUAAAGCGAGAUCGGAAGCGUCGUCUACGCGAUGAGGGUAUUACAGAAGAACAUGAAUCGGAAAACGAUGCUAUAGGCGGUGCGUUUAUUUCGAUAACACAGCUCCUGAAGAAUAUGUUUCCGAUGAUGAAGCCGAAGCGAAGCCUGAAGAACCUCUAA
Molecule: messenger RNA, 1344 nt
Organism: Cooperia oncophora
Lineage: Eukaryota; Metazoa; Nematoda; Chromadorea; Rhabditida; Trichostrongylidae
Source: the annotation of a GenBank genome assembly